UCCUCAGCAGAGGAGGAUGAAGGGGAAGAAGCAGGCACAGUAGUUCCCAUUGCACAGCAGUAGGAGUCCUGAGCAGCGUGGGUUAAUAGAGCAGACACAGGAACCCUGGGACACAGCUCCUGAGCCCCAGAAGGGGAGGGGCCAGUGCCCUCACUGACUGAGCAGCAGCUCAUCCCUCUGCACAGUAGUGCGGGGCCGCUGCCAGAUGUCAGGGAGGGGGAGCUGGGGCUCAGUCAAUCUGGGGGCCGCCCCAAUGGGACCACAGCCACGCCCGGCCGGGUACCCACCUGUAGAGAUGAGGAGAGGGAAGCAGCCGAGGCAGGAACCCAUCAUCAGCCCGCACCCGCUCUCGUAGAACAGCUAUUAAUGACUCGUCAGCCAUGGUGGAGGAAGCUGCACCUUCACCCCAAAACCGCAGAAUCUUCUGUAACUGUGGCCGGAGACAAUAGAGUUGGAUCCCAGCAUGGAGCUGACUGCAGAGCAACACCGCAUCCCCCUAAGCGAUGGCAACAGCAUCCCUGUCCUGGGGCUCGGCACCUACUCCUCCCCGGCCACGACCCCUAAAGGAACCUGUUUGGAAUCUGUCAAACUGGCCAUAGACAUUGGUUAUCGUCACUUCGAUGGAGCCUUUGUGUACUACAACGAGCACGAGGUUGGGGAAGCUAUCAGAGAAAAGAUAUCGGAAGGCAAGGUGAAGAGAGAAGACAUUUUCUACUGCGGAAAGCUUUGGAACACCUGUCACCCUCCGGAACUUGUUCGACCGACCUUGGAACGGACUUUGAAAACGUUAGGUUUGGAUUAUGUGGACUUAUAUAUAGUGGAGCUGCCAAUGGCCUUCAAGCCUGGAGAUGCAAUUUACCCAAGAGAUGAAAAUGGAAAGUUUGCUUAUCACAAGACAGAUCUGUGUGCUACUUGGGAGGCUUUAGAAGAAUGUAAAGACGCUGGCCUUGUAAAAUCCCUGGGGGUCUCCAAUUUUAAUCGAAGACAGCUAGAACUGAUUCUCAAUAAGCCAGGAUUGAAGCACAAGCCCGCCACCAACCAGGUUGAAUGUCAUCCUUACUUCACCCAGCCAAAGUUACUGGAGCUCUGCCGACAACAUGGCAUUGUCAUCGUGGGCUACAGUCCAAUUGGGACAUGCCGUGAUGCCUCAUGGGUAAAUGUGUCCUCUCCGCCCCUCCUGGAGGAUCCAAUCUUAAUCCAAAUCGGCAAAAAGUACGGCAAGACCUCUGCUCAAGUUGCUUUACGAUUCAACGUUCAGAGAGGGGUUGUGGUCAUCCCAAAAAGCUUUAACCCGGAGAGGAUCAGAGAGAACUUCCAGAUAUUUGACUUCUCGCUGACUGACCAGGAAAUGAAGGACAUUGAAGCUCUGAACAAAAAUAUUCGCUACGUGGAACUGUUAAUGUGGAGCGAUCAUCCGGAGUAUCCAUUCAAGGACGAGUAUUGAUGGGAACGGACGCACGGUAUUCGUCUUUGUGACAAUGAGGACGACCCUUCCCACUACACCAGAUAUCAGUGCAGCAAGACGUCCAACCAGCCCGUACCAACCGCGCCGCAAAGAGGAAAGCUGGAUUCCCCCCUCCCCACAUUUUAUCUAAAAUGGU
Molecule: messenger RNA, 1601 nt
Organism: Hyla sarda
Lineage: Eukaryota; Metazoa; Chordata; Amphibia; Anura; Hylidae
Product: aldo-keto reductase family 1 member D1-like
Exons: 11
Coding region: 464-1444 (326 amino acids)
Biological process (GO): bile acid biosynthetic process
Cellular component (GO): cytosol
Molecular function (GO): steroid dehydrogenase activity; Delta4-3-oxosteroid 5beta-reductase activity; ketosteroid monooxygenase activity
Source: RefSeq, a predicted model, not a curated record